CCAAAAGCCAGAAAAAGGACAAACUUGGCUACAAAAGCAGCAUCUCGUCUUCGUGCUGCUUCACAAAAAGAUGAUGAGCAAAAAGUUCCUGCCGGGGCCAGUUUGGAAGACGUGGCAAGAAACGCUGGAUUUAAUGUCUUCAAUCCAACCCAAUUGACAGAUACUACAAAGAAGGCAAAGCAAAAAGAACGUCACGAUCAGUGGUUAAAGAAAUUUGAAACUCCAAAACUAUCUGCAAAUGCUCGUAAAAGACGAAACAAAAAGCAGAAAGAAGCUUUGAAGGCUGAUCUUGCACCGCUUGCUGAACAGAUUUCUGAAUUUGAGAAUCAGCAAAAGUCCAAUGAUGCAUUGACUUCCAAGGUUGAUAUUCCGCAAAUAAAAAAGUCGAAAAACACUCUCGCGAAGAAUAACAAAUCCGAGAUUGAGCGUUUUCAAAAUGUUCUUACUCACCCUGCAUUCCAAUCUGAUCCCUUAAAAACCAUUCAACAGCAUUUAAAAAAUACAAUUCAGGCGGACGAUAAAAAGGGUUCUUCGGGCUCCCUAUUCCCAGUGAUUCGGCUACAAUUUAAUAACUGA
Molecule: messenger RNA, 576 nt
Organism: Schizosaccharomyces japonicus yFS275
Lineage: Eukaryota; Fungi; Ascomycota; Schizosaccharomycetes; Schizosaccharomycetales; Schizosaccharomycetaceae
Product: ribosome biogenesis protein
Exons: 2
Biological process (GO): maturation of SSU-rRNA from tricistronic rRNA transcript (SSU-rRNA, 5.8S rRNA, LSU-rRNA)
Cellular component (GO): preribosome, small subunit precursor; nucleolus; 90S preribosome
Source: RefSeq, a predicted model, not a curated record